Molecule: messenger RNA, 1172 nt
Organism: Benincasa hispida (wax gourd)
Lineage: Eukaryota; Viridiplantae; Streptophyta; Magnoliopsida; Cucurbitales; Cucurbitaceae
Source: RefSeq, a predicted model, not a curated record
UCCUUCCUUCUCCUCUUCCUCUUGCAACAGGCCGAGGUUACGCCUCCGCUUCCUCUUAAUCCCUCUCAUUUAUGGCUACCACUUCCAAUACUAUUCUUGUCGACCGGAUUAAGGGUCCUUGGAGUCCCGACGAGGAUGAGUUGCUCCGCCGCCUCGUCCAUAACUACGGUCCUAGGAAUUGGUCUCUUAUAAGCAAGUCUAUUCCCGGUCGAUCUGGUAAGUCCUGCCGUCUUAGGUGGUGUAAUCAGCUUUCGCCUGAGGUGGAGCACCGUCCCUUUACUUCCGAUGAAGACGACACUAUUAUUCAGGCUCACUCCAGAUUUGGAAACAAGUGGGCUACCAUUGCUCGUCUUCUUAAUGGUCGCACCGACAACGCCAUCAAAAACCACUGGAACUCUACUCUUAAGCGUAAAUGUUCAUCCUCCAUCGCGGAACACGACCACCCUUUGAAGAGAUCCGCCAGUGUUGGUGCUCCUUUGUAUUUCAGUCCCAGUAGCCCAUCUGGCUCUGACUUGAGCGAUUCUAGUCUAUCUGGAAUGUCUUCUUCGCAGCUCUGCAAGGCUUUUCCGUCCGCUUCUCUCAUUUCUCAAUCAGAUCAGCCGCCCAUGGACACAUCCAUCGAUCCUCCCACCUCUCUCACCCUCUCUCUGCCUGGAUCAGACGCCGGUGAGGUACCCAAACUCGUGUCGGAACCCAAGCAGGCAGUAGUGGUUCAGAGUGGGAACAAGAUGGGGAUUGAGAAGCAGUUCUUCAGCGCUGAGUUCUUGGGAGUGAUGCAAGAAAUGAUUAGAAAAGAAGUGCAGAGCUACAUGUCUGGGAUCGAACAAAAUGGUCUGUGUUUGCAGACGGAGGCUAUCACAAACGCAGUCGUAAAACGGAUUGGGAUAAGGAAGCUCGAUUAGAAAUUAGAUGACAAAGAAGUCAUCGUCUUAACGCCGCGCCCAUCACUCAAAAGGAGGAUCUCCUCGUCUGUUUAUUAUUAUUUUUUUUUUCUUUUUCUUUUCUCCUUUUCCCCACCCCAAAAACAAUAGAUGGCAAUAAAUUUUGGUAGUGUACAGAAGGAAGAACAACAAAAUUGGGGGGCUGUGGGUUGAACAACGUAGACAACUUCAAAUAUAUCGUAUAAUUAUAGAACUAGAUCAUCGGGUUCAAGAUGGUGAUCUUUUAGCAAA